This is a messenger RNA of Bursaphelenchus okinawaensis, 1870 nucleotides long. NCBI's taxonomy places the organism in Eukaryota, Metazoa, Nematoda, Chromadorea, Rhabditida, Aphelenchoididae. The record is from the annotation of a GenBank genome assembly.
AUGACUCAGCGUACCAACUGUGAUGAAAACGUAAGUUUAUUUUUGAGCUUUUGAUAUAAAAAAUUGAAACAAAAAUGAGAAUGCGUCGUAUUUUAUAAAAAAAAAUCAUUUUUAAAUUUACCAGACUUUUCAAACAAUUUCGCUGAUACCGUAUUUUACCAAAAAAUUUCCAGACAAUGCCCCCAGACGACCAACAACUCUUCAACCUCCUUCAACUCCGCCUUUCUCGCACAGAAAUGUUCUUGAAAGACCAUAACGGUACCAACCCACAAGACUUUUUCCAUGUGCCCGGAGGUCUAGAAGAGAUCCCCACUCCAACCCAAGACUCAUUCAGAGAUGAAGUUCUGGGUGGAGACUUGGAUGAGGUUCGUGGUGUGCCACAAUUCACUCACCGCAUCUCAAGUCAAAUUCAAGAACGACGGAACGAUCUGCCACCACCUAGAGACCAAUCACUGGUUACCCGGAGCAUUAUCAGACAACCUAAUGCUUUGAGAACGCCACGUGCUAACGGUAGGGAAAGAGAACGAUGACUUAUGUUUUACAUUGUAGAACCUUUCAUUUGUGAAAUUUUUCGUUGUAAAUGUGUUAUGUUUUAAUGUCGUUUGUAGCUAAUUCGCUUCGUACGUCCACCGACCGUUUUCGUCGGCAUGAAUUUGAGGAAGAGAUACCCAGUAAUGUCCCUAAGGCUCGUUUACCAGUAAUAUACCCCGUAGGCACUAACGACCGUGUCGAUCUCGGCGAAUCGGCCAUUUUGAACGGCGGUAGUGGCACUCAACCAACUACUAUAAUAUCGCGCCAAGGCAGCCGUUUCCGAGCACCAAGUGCUACAGUACCGUUCGGUACAGUUCCGCAGAGAAUUCGUACUGCAUUUGGAGUACCUCAGAGGAUUAAUACCCGGCUAAAUGGUGUUACGAAUACUCGAGAUGAACAUGACAAUCACAAUCAUGAGCUUGAACCUGCCAAUCAUAACCAUGAGCGGCCACCUCCACGAAGAAGUACUCAUUUUAGUGAAGCUCACGAGUUCCCAAUAGCAGGAAGUAAUCGCUAUAUUGUGAACAAGCCAGAGACCAGUAAUCGAGUGUUGUUAUCGACCAAUUCGACUAGAGAAACCGUGCCUCGAGCAAAACAUUUUACCGUAUCAAACUCGCCAGCUUAUCGACAAUCAAAUGAUGACCUACUUGAAGAAAAGCCUAUGAAGUCAAGCCUGUCAAUCCGUAAACUUCACCUUGGCAACGUUCGCAAACUUGGCGGAUUUGCUCACGCCACCUCGUACGGUGGAUCAUUUGCCACAUCGGCCGAGCAAGCCAUUCCAACGACUAGAAACUUAAGAACCUUUAACAAUUUGACACCAGUUCGACCAGUUGCUAAAGGCCUUACUGGCCCUCAGGCUUCGAAUUCGGAAUUCACAUCAAUACCUUCCGCACCAAAAGCUCAGGCUUUCAUUCCAAACCGAGUAUUUUCAAUUGAAGACGUUCAACCCCAGCCAAUUCGGCCACAAACCUCACUAUCCCCUCAACCUACACACUAUUACAACAACUCGGUUUAUCGACCGGUCGGAUUCGCUAAUACCGUACAAACCGUAGCUCCACCGACGCCACGGCCUUUGCCACAACCACCAGUAGAGACCCCACUUCAUUUGAAUCCUUCUUACCGGUCGCAAUUAGAAGAAGUGCGCCGUGAGCACGAGUUCCUGGCUCAGCAACAACAAAAAGAGGCUAAUCUACGGGGUUUGUUGCAAUGUUGUCAGGAUCAGGCGCCUGGUUGUCGGCAUUUGUGCUCACCGGAUGUUAGCAAAGAAGAGGUACUGAGUUUUUCUUUUUUAGCACUGUGCUAUAUUGCACGAGUUCACUUCACUGCUCCUCUGCACUAA